GGGUAAAAAAUGUCAAGUAUCAGGUAUCAAAUCAAAACGGCACUCGAAGUCUUUAUUUUAAGAUUAUUAUUCUCUUCCGUCCUGUUGCCAAUUUUCGUUUGCUUUGCCUUCCAUUUCAAAUGCCUUCCCUUCUAUAUAAAUCGCUUACUGAUUACAACUCCCCCCUAUUUCGCACUCAAUUCCUCAACGUUUCCGCCGCUUCUCCUCCCUCUCCGCCACCACCCAAUUGGAAUCUGUCCUGCCGGAUUACGUCUCAAAGCAUGUCUUGCUCUUCCGAAACUCCUUUGCCAACUCUCCGUACAGUUACUAUACCUUAUUACGAGCUCAAGGACAAGGAUGCUGAUCUGUCGUUGAAAAUUGAAGAAGGGUUUGGACCGAAUGGACUUGGAAUUCUAUCAAUUACUGAUGUUCCAGAGUUUCCUUCACUGCGUCGAAAUCUUCUAUGCCUUUCAUCUAGAUUAGCUGCCCUGCCUGAAGAUGUGAAGAAGGAACUUGAGGAUCCUCAGAGUAGGUACAAUUUUGGAUGGAGUCAUGGGAAAGAGCAGCUUGAAUCUGGGAAACCUGAUCUUCUGAAAGGUUCAUUCUAUGCAAAUCCCCUAAUUGAUGUGCCUACCAAUGACACAUACUUGAUUCAGAGAUAUCCAUCGUAUUGUGGAGCAAAUAUUUGGCCUCUGGCUGCUUUGCCAGAACUUGAAGUGGCUUUCAAAGCUCUGGGAAAGCUGAUCUUUGAUGUUGGGUUGAUGGUGGCAUAUCACUGCGAUCAAUAUGUAUCUAGGGGGAUGAAAAUGCGAAAGGAUGAAGGUCUUGAGCAAAUUCUUCUUCGCUCUCGUUGUCAUAAGGGACGUUUGCUUUAUUAUUUUCCUGCACAACUGAGUAAUCAUGAAGAAAAUGGUGACUCCAUGUCAUCUUGGUGUGGAUGGCAUACUGACCACGGCUCCUUGACAGGUCUGACAUGCGCCAUGUUUAAGAGGAACGAUGUAGAAAUAUCUUGUCCUGAUAGUGCUGCUGGCCUUUAUAUAAGAACACGGAGUGGUGAAAUUGUCAAAGCUACUUUUGGAGAAAAUGAAAUAGCAUACCAAAUUGGUGAAACCACUGAAAUUCUUUCUCAAGGAUAUCUUUGCGCAACACCUCAUGGUGUUCGGGCUCCAAAAGGAAAGGAGGCUUCCGGUGUUGAUCGAUCAACAUUUGCAUUAUUUAUGCAACCUGAUUGGGAUGAAAAGCUCAAUUUUCUUUUUAAUUGUAGGGAUGAAAAACUCAAUUUUUCUGAGGACGUUUAUAUUCAUAAAGAGCUGAUACCAUCAAAUGACAGUCUUACUUUUGGAGAGUAUUCAGAGAUGCUCCUUGACAAAUAUUACCACAAGAAAACAUAAAGAACUGUAAAUAUUUUCCUCUUUUACCAACUUUAAUCUUUAUUUUAUCCUAUAACGCUAUAGGUACACUAUAAAAUACAAUAAGCAAUAAUAUUGCUUUGUAAACUUCAUGUUAUUUUCAUAAGGAAGCAAACAAAUUUAUAGCU
Molecule: messenger RNA, 1516 nt
Organism: Gossypium raimondii (Peruvian cotton)
Lineage: Eukaryota; Viridiplantae; Streptophyta; Magnoliopsida; Malvales; Malvaceae
Exons: 15
Coding region: 120-1370 (416 amino acids)
Source: RefSeq, a predicted model, not a curated record